ACGAGCUCCCUCGGACUGCUGGAGAUAUCUGCGAGGAGGAGGAGCUGUCAAAGUUUCCUGGAGGAGGAAAAGUCUUUCACUUGACGAGAGUUCAAACCUACAGAUCUCUGAGUUUUGAUAAAGCGGAAUAUCGCGUGUGUUUGGCAUGGACUGACACCUUCUCACCGGGAGCUCCAAAAACACGAUGGCAACCCGUUUAGUGAAGUGGAUCAGUCUCACCUCUCUGCUGUGCCUGGGCUGCUCUGUCCUGGCGGAAGGGAAAGUAUGCCAAGGCAUCGCCAACCGUUUAAACCUUCUGGGUUCCAGAGAGGAUCACUACCUGAACAUGGUGAAGACCUACAGCAACUGCACUGUGGUCCUGGAGAACCUGGAGGUCACCUACAUGGAGGAGCACCACGACCUGUCCUUCCUCUCGUCUAUUGAAGAAGUGGGCGGCUAUGUGCUGAUCGCCCUCAACACAGCCUCCAGGAUUCCUCUGCAGAAUCUGCGCAUCAUUCGAGGUCAUAAGCUCUAUGAGGGACUGUAUGGCCUCGCUGUGCUUACCAAUUAUAACAAACAUACAGGUCAGGACACCGAUGAGCUUCUUCUGACCAGCCUGACAGAAAUUCUUAAAGGAGGUGUAAAGUUUGGGACCAACCAGCCAUGCAAUGUGGAAACAAUACAGUGGUAUGACAUUGUCAACGCUGAAAGCAAACCCAAAAUGGUGCUUCCAUUACCCAACAGUCCUCGACGUUGUAAAAAAUGUGACCCAAGCUGCUUCAAUGGUUCAUGCUGGGCACCUGGUCCUGAAAACUGCCAGAUCUUAACAAAGCUGAACUGUGCACAGCAGUGCUCAAAGAGAUGCAAAGGGCCUUCACCCAGUGACUGUUGUAAUGAGCACUGUGCUGCGGGCUGCACAGGACCGCGGCCCACUGACUGUCUGGCCUGUCGGGACUUCCAGGACGACGGGGUGUGUAAGGACUCCUGCCCCGGCCUCAUGCGCUAUGACCCCAACCUGCACCAGCUGGUUCCUAACCCACAUGGAAAGUACAACUUCGGGGCCACGUGUGUGAAGAGCUGCCCACAUAACUAUGUUGUUACUGAUCACGGAGCGUGUGUGCGGACGUGCAGUGGGAACACAUACGAGGUGGACGAGGGAGGAGUCAGGAAGUGCGCCAAGUGUGACGGACUGUGUCCAAAAGUGUGUGAUGGACUUGGAUCAGGAAACCUGACUCACACUCUGUCUGUCAAUGCCACCAACAUUGACUCUUUCAAAAACUGCACGAAAAUCAAUGGGAACAUUGCUAUCAUCCGCACAUCGAUUCAUGGGGAUCCGUAUACCAAAACACCAAAGAUGGAGCCUGCCCAGCUUGAGGUGUUUAAGACAGUUAAGGAAAUUACUGGAUACUUGUUGAUUCAGAUGUGGCCAGAGAGCCUGAGCUCACUCAGUCCUUUCGAGAAUCUGGAGAUCGUUCGAGGACGAACUAAACGUGGUAGCCGCAGUUUGAUGAUGGCUCAGCUCGGCAUCAGCUACUUGGGCCUCCGCUCCCUGAGAGAAAUCAGCGAUGGAGAUGUGGUCAUCAUGAAGAACCGGAACCUGUGCUACACUGACAAAAGCCACUGGAAGGGCCUCUUCAAAUCAGAAAGCCAGAGUGCUACCAUAGAGGAAAAUGCUAAUGCUGCCACAUGUGCCCUGAGGAACAACACUUGUGACAGGAAGUGUUCCACGGACAGCUGCUGGGGCCCUGGCCCGGACAUGUGUUUCGCCUGCCGUGACUACAGCCGUGAUGGGAGCUGUGUUGACUCCUGCAACAUCCUGGAGGGGGAGCUGCGGGAGACUGUCGUGAAUAAAACCUGCGUGGAGUGUCACCCCGAGUGUCAACGCAUGAAUGGGACCGCAACCUGCAGUGCGCCUGGUCCUGGAAAAUGUACUAAGUGUGCCAACUUCCAAGACGGCCUGUUCUGUGUGUCCCGGUGUCCUCAAGGCGUGCCAGGCGAGGACGACACGCUGGUGUGGAAAUACGCAGAUACGAUGAAAGUGUGCAAGCCCUGCCACAAAAACUGCACUCAAGGGUAA
This is a messenger RNA of Epinephelus moara (kelp grouper), 2056 nucleotides long. RefSeq names its product epidermal growth factor receptor-like. NCBI's taxonomy places the organism in Eukaryota, Metazoa, Chordata, Actinopteri, Perciformes, Serranidae. The coding region runs from base 185 to 2056 and encodes 623 amino acids. The transcript is spliced from 15 exons. The record is from RefSeq and is a predicted model, not a curated record.